Messenger RNA from Punica granatum (pomegranate), 1397 nucleotides. Lineage: Eukaryota; Viridiplantae; Streptophyta; Magnoliopsida; Myrtales; Lythraceae. The record is from RefSeq and is a predicted model, not a curated record.
AGGAUCUUCUGGUCUGAGAUUUGGGCUUGGGCCUUAAUUCUGAAAUGGGCCUGAUAGCUAAAGCCCAUUUUAACGGUUAUCUGCUCUCUCUCUCUCUCUCGCUCUACGAACCUGAGCAGAGCGGCUCGCCGAUAGCUUACAAUGGCGGAACCUCUGUAAACGCCGGAGCCAUGUCGCUGACGAUCUCCUCUCUUCCCUCCGCUCGCCUCUCUCUCGGAAACCCUCCUCAACUUCGAAGCAAACCCACAUUCGCAGCUCAGUUCUGGCCUCGUUUCCAUGGCCGAACCAUUCCGUUUGAUGCUCUCAGACCCAGAACCCUACCGGCCGGUCAGGGAUUCGCCCAAAAGAUUUUCCUGCUUCCGAGAGCUAAUCCGGAAUUGCUCGGCAGUAGGAAUAUAGAGUUCCGUUUGAACGCAGAGAGUGAUGGAGGAACGGGAGCUGAGAUGGACGAGGCAGAGAGAGCGGCGAGGGGAGAGAGCACCAUGCCGGAGCGGUUCAGGUACUUGACCAAGGAAGCUCCUGACCCUCCUGUUCGGUGGCCCUUCUUUGUCGCUGCGGCAUUUCUCAUAUAUGCAUGGAGGGCAGUUCUGUUCGAACUAUCUAACUGGAGGAAAGCUUUGUGGGCAAUUGUGGGCCUUGUGGGGUAUCUCCUGAAACUCCUCUUAGCCCUCAUUUUCCAUUUCAUUGGAGAUCCGGUCACUUCUACAAUCAGAUUUAUCGAGACCACACUAUACUCCAUUCGAGCAUUCUACUCCAGUAUAGUUUCAUACGCUCCAGUUCCCGAGCUCACCACAGUUAUCAUUCUUGCAUCUUUGGUUCUUGCAAUUGCCGAGGCCGUUGUACCUGAUGCCGUAAAGAGCCAACCUAAAACUCUCACAUUUUCGGGCUUAAUAGGUUAUGCUGCUGUGAAGGGCUAUAUCUCGGAGCCCUUCUUCUGGACCUUGCUGGUUGGGAUUUAUGGAUUCUCACGUCUGAUAAAGAGGAGAGAUGAUGUCUCUUCUGCUUUGCCUGCUGCGGCUGUUAUGGUCGGAAUAGGGGAGCCUUGGGUCAGAGCAGUGGUGAUAAUCUCAUAUCUCGCAGUAGCAAUGUAUCACCAUUCGAGAAAGCUAUCGAAAGGCAAUGUAGCUGAAGAGGAAGUAAUGGAGAGAAGGCUCCCAUUGCCCCUGUUGGGUGUGGCUUUGGCAAUUGGAAUUCGUGUUGCUGCUAAAUGGGCUGGGUAUCGGCAUCUGACAUGGAUGACCGUAUGAUUGUUCGAAAGUUAGUCUUGUCUCAGGUAGUUUUGAGGGACAGGGAAGUGUAUGAACUACUGUUUUGUAGUGCUGUUUCGUCUACAUUUUUUGCUACUUUCUGUAGUUAACUUGUCAAGAAGCAAGUUAUAGCAAUCAAUUUUCCCCGUA